Molecule: messenger RNA, 720 nt
Organism: Desarmillaria tabescens
Lineage: Eukaryota; Fungi; Basidiomycota; Agaricomycetes; Agaricales; Physalacriaceae
Exons: 5
Coding region: 1-720 (239 amino acids)
Source: RefSeq, a predicted model, not a curated record
AUGGAGGGACGUGCGCCUGACCUUUCCCAAGAUGACAUAAACAUUAUCAUCGGCACGCUUGAUCUUAAUCUGAACACUACGAUUCUGCAAGCCUUGUUGCACGGUCUAUAUACCGGAAUCGUUGCAGUCACUUUAUGGACAAUGUUCUCUUCUCCCAAGCGCUUACACGGCAUAUUCCUGCGUACAGUCAUCAUCAUCCUUAAUGUUCUUGCGACGAUAACGUUCGCAAUGGGCUGGGCGUUUAUACGUCACGCGUUCAUUGCGUACGGCGACAAUUAUAUCAAGGUAUUCGGGGCGAUAGCGGAAGACGGCCUGUGGUGGAGACUGCGCUACUUCGUCUACGGUAUUAAUGGUGGUGUCAGCACUCUUUUAGUCGAUACCACAAUUAUAUGGCGCUGCUGGGUGCUCUGGGACCGUCAGUGGCGAAUUGUUUCGCUGCCGAUUGUUUGUACUGUAGCUGGAACAGUCAUGAAGGUCAUGCAAAUACUUAGUGAUUUGCCCAAUUCUCCCAAUGGUUUUAGCGAGGCCGGAGGUUUUUCAGCAAAAAUUGACUGGUCGCUGUCCUACAUCUUACUGACGCUCGCUACGACGCUCACGUGCACACUUUUAAUUGUUUAUCGCGUUGUUCGACAAGCUUCAAGGAUGAGCGCUUCCCGCAAAAUCGUCAAGAUGCUGAUCGAGUCAUCGGCGAUCUAUUCGCUUUCCUUAAUCGUCUAUUAG